UUUGAAAAUUCAGAAAUUCCUUCGUUUAUUUCCGCUUUUCCAAUAACUUUUUCAUCAAUCACAACUAUAUAAUUUAAUAUAUUUCUAUCAAGCAAACAAAAUGCGUUUUUACCUAUUCGACGAGGUGGUGCUGCAUAACAAAAAGGAUGAUUUCUGGAUUGUGUUGCAUGGAAAUGUGUUGGAUCUGACGCCGCUCAUGAAAGAUCGUUACGAUCACUGGAAUAGCAAUUUGGAAUAUUUGCUCGCCUUUGGCGGCAAGGAUCUUUCCCAUUUCUUCGAGGAGACACUCAUGCCGAAAACGGAAACAUCGCCGGUGACUGGGCGACCGCGUCUACUCUUUCCACCCAUUUUGGAAACGGCGCUCAGCGAAAUGUGCAAGACAAAGGGCAAACUCUGGAGUCAGGAUCCCAUGUAUCACAUUGGCCGCUUGACAAGGCGUGCACGACGUGUGCGCAUCAUCAAUACGCUUACUGGCACUACGCAACUGAUGAAAGUCUGCGACGAGGAUACAAUUUACGACAUACAACAUAAGUACAAACAAUUUUAUAACCACCACGCGGGCAGCUAUGCAUGGCGGAAAUUUUCGAAUAUGGGCAUAUGCGGUGGUAAAUUAAUUCUGAAAGGCACUCUGGAGGAAAAUGGACUGAUUGAGGAGGAGCAGUGCAAUUAUGAUUUGCCACCACCAUCGAUAUGGUUAUAUUAUACGAAUGAUGUGACUGUCGCAUAAAUAAACAAAUAAUCGACAAUAUGAGAAAAUAUCA
Anastrepha ludens (Mexican fruit fly) is the source of this 761-nucleotide messenger RNA. Its product is annotated as cytochrome b5 domain-containing protein 1. Bases 101 to 727 code for a protein of 208 amino acids. NCBI's taxonomy places the organism in Eukaryota, Metazoa, Arthropoda, Insecta, Diptera, Tephritidae. The record is from RefSeq and is a predicted model, not a curated record. The transcript has 3 exons.